This is a messenger RNA of Cetraspora pellucida, 663 nucleotides long. The record is from the annotation of a GenBank genome assembly. NCBI's taxonomy places the organism in Eukaryota, Fungi, Glomeromycota, Glomeromycetes, Diversisporales, Gigasporaceae.
AUGAAUUUUUAUAGACCAAGAAAUAUGAAAGAUGGAUAUGAACCUAAAGAUGAACUAGAGGUAUACAUAACUUCUGUAGCACAACACCAACUAUACACAACACAAAGACCAAAAGUACAACCAGUGUUGUACCCUGAUCAAAUAGAAACCUAUGCUGCUCAAGACUCUCAAAUCGGAAAAACUACUGCUGCUAGGUGCUAUAUAAAAAUAGGAAAUAACUCUAUACUUGCUGUACUAGAUUCUGAUAUUACAGUAAGUAUAAUGUCUAAUAAAAUGAUAAAAAAACUUGAUCUUAAGAUUAUUAAACCCUCUACCACUAUGGUUGCAAAUGCAAAUAGAGCAAGAGUAAGAGCCUUAGGAAAAGUAGUCAAUGUUAAUGAAAACUCUUUGAUAAAACUUGAAGACAAUGAGAAUAAAGGUACCUUUGAUAAAUUUAAAUUUGAAGAUGAAUUGUUAGAAGAAGCAAAAGAAUACUUUACCUAUAAAACCUCUAAAAUCAAAUGUUUAGAAACUCCUAAGAAGAAUAAGUUAGAUGGUGAAAAAGACAUUUUUGCAUAUAAUAUGAAUAACUUGAGUCAAACGAAUAUGUUGGUACAUAAAAUUGAUACUGGUAAUGCUGUCCCUAUAAAGCAAACCCCAUAUCGAGCUGCCCCUAGUGUAUGA